CAAGAGGCCUUUUGUUUCCUCGGAUUCCUCGUAGAAAAAUUUCGCUGUUUUUAUUGUUUAAAACUGGAUUAAAAGAGUGAAAUGUCUGAAUAAGCUUCAUUGUUUAGAUAUCAAGAAUGGAUUUUCCCUCUCCUCCCCUGUAGGGUACCUCCUUUGCUCCUUGAUAUUCAUACCUGGCGUCUCGACAGUUGGUUAGCUCAAUUUGUAGCAUUUUCUUUACCUUUAUGGCGUGGAAUCAACCUCCUCCGGGACACCAGCCUGGUUAUAAUCCAGCCUAUGGUGGUCAGUAUAAUUAUGGUCAACCACAGGGAUAUCAACAGCACAAUCCAUAUGGCCCACCACCUCCAGCAUCACAGUAUCCACCUGGCUAUCCAGGAGGUUGGGGAGGGCGUCCAGAUCCUCCCCCUGGAAUUGAUCCAGUCCUCUGGGAAUGGUUUCAGACAGUUGAUCAGGAUAGAUCUGGAAAAAUAACUGCCACGGAAUUGCGACAAGCUCUCUUCAACAACAACUGGUCGCAGUUUAAUCCUGAAACUUGUCGAUUAAUGAUUGGCAUGUUUGACAAAGAUCAAUCUGGCACAAUUGACAUUCAUGAAUUUUCUGCACUGUGGAAAUACAUCCAGCAGUGGAAACAAUGUUUUGACAGCUUUGAUCGUGACCGAUCAGGAACAAUUGAUGCUAACGAAUUGCAAACAGCCUUUACAAGCUUUGGAUACAGAUUGUCACCAAGUUUCUGCAAUUUAUGUGUGCGCAAAUUUGACCGCUUGAAUGUUCACACAAUGAAGUUUGACGACUUCAUUCAGUGCUGUGUUAUGCUGAAAUCUUUAACAGAUGCUUUCAGGAAACAUGAUCACCAACAGACUGGCACAGUGACCAUCAAUUAUGAACAGUUUCUAGAAAUGGUGCUUGGUCACACUCUGACUGGAACAUAACAUUGUUGAUAUGUUAUGCUGCUGUGCUGUACCUUUGAAUGUCUAAGUAGUCUUCCAGGCAGUAUGUCAUCUUUUGAAGGGAUUUACUGGCAUUUGCUUCCAAAUUGCAAGCAAAAAGCAGCAAACCCUAGUUACUAUAGGUACAAUUAGAAUAUCACCAUAAUAAAAUUUGUAACCAUGUGUAUUUGUAGAGUCAAUGACAUAAAAUGUUCUGCCUGUUCCAAAAUAAGGGGAAGUGUUUAAAAUGUACUAUAUUUACCAGUAGAACUUAAAAACAAUGUUUAUGGUUAUUAGACCCUUUGUUUUCUGUAACCCCGCUGUUUGAACCUGUUACAAAAAAAUGGGAGAAUUUCUGUUUUCUGUUAGAUUUAAAGAAGCUUUUCAAAAAAUGAAAGCCACUGCAAUUUGAGUUAGUUUUUUUUUUCCACUCUUAUUUGCUAGACAUGCUUCAAAAUUGGACAAUCAUGGGGAUUUUUCAAAAGGGAGCUCAGUUUACAAGAGCCUCUAUAGCAUAUUUUGUUGUAUUAGACCACAUAAUUUUUAGUUUAGAAGCAAUUGUGCUCUUAAAAGUUACUACUUAGCUCUUUGAUGUUAGUACUACUGAUAUUUUACAGUGUUAGUUGCAUAGUUUCUACAAGAGUAUGUUUUCGGUUUUCUGUGUUGAAGUAGACAGAUUUGUCUUAAAAGGAUAUUCUUUUGGGUGUCAAUUUUUAAGGCAAUCUAUAUUGUCUUCCUGUGGGCAUCUUGAAAUGAUGACUGAAGCAGCCAGAAAAUCAAUGAAAAGUAACCAGUGAUGGUUGCUAUGUGCUGCUUCUUAGCAGUUCUGUUAUAAAAUUUUAGCUUUCAUACAAGUCUUCCUGAUUAAGGGAUGGAAAAAUGCUUCUUACUUUAAAGAAAUUUUUCAACUUAAAAUUACAAAAAUUACUUUCCUAGAAAUGCAUCAAUUUAACAUUUUAUAUAACUAAGCCUUAAAUUACAUGAAAGAUUCUCAUUUGCAGAAUGUAUUACCCUGUAAUUAAUUUACAGGGUUACUUGGGUUCUAGGGCUGAUCUGUAAAAUGUAAAUGGUGACAAGGUACAGAAUUCUGUGCAAGCUAUUCAUUGCUGGUUGCAUAGAUGAAAAACAUGCAAUAUGUCUCCCAAUCAUCCUGUUCUGUCCUGUUAUGCCCUGUUAUUUCCUGUUAUGCCCUGUUAUGUCCUCUUAUGUCCUGUUAUGCUCUGUUAUCAGUUCACUGUUCUCUCUCCACAUUCAGGCAGAGAAAGCUCUUUGAGUCCCACUACACUGUCUACUUAAAGUUGUUUAUACUAGGUAUCAAGAGAUUUAUGAUAAUAAAUGUACUUCUGAACAAA
Messenger RNA from Stylophora pistillata, 2278 nucleotides. RefSeq names its product programmed cell death protein 6. The record is from RefSeq and is a predicted model, not a curated record. Gene Ontology annotation, molecular function: calcium ion binding. NCBI's taxonomy places the organism in Eukaryota, Metazoa, Cnidaria, Anthozoa, Scleractinia, Pocilloporidae. Gene Ontology annotation, biological process: COPII vesicle coat assembly.